Molecule: messenger RNA, 6052 nt
Organism: Pocillopora verrucosa
Lineage: Eukaryota; Metazoa; Cnidaria; Anthozoa; Scleractinia; Pocilloporidae
Product: polycystin-1-like protein 2
Biological process (GO): detection of mechanical stimulus
Cellular component (GO): membrane
Molecular function (GO): calcium ion binding; protein binding; calcium channel activity
Source: RefSeq, a predicted model, not a curated record
AUGUAAAGACCCCGAACGUUGCGCUGACGCUGCCAACUGUACGAAUUUGGAUGGAUCUUACGAUUGUCAUUGCUCCGAAGUUGAAUCUCAUCUCUGUUUUGGUAACACAUUGUGCGAUACUCCACGAGUAAGUAUUAACGAUGUGGGACGCUCUAUUGAUCAACCCACCGAGGUUCAGCUCAGCUCAUAUCACACGUUUACCGCAAACAUUGCUGUAAGAUGCGCAAAGAUAUGGACUCAGAACAUGUCUUGGAUUUUAGCAGAUCCAUCCUUAAACAACUCUGACGCUCUAUUGAAUGGCAGUGUAGUUUCCACCGAAAGAAACACAUGGACCCUCACUGACCACCAUUUGCAAUAUGCCCACGUGGUGUAUGCUUUGUUCUUCUCUUUUACCGUUCUCCAAGGGAGCAAUAAUUUGACACACAGUGUGUUUGAUAGGGGUUAUAUCAUUAUACGUCCUUCACAGCUGGUCGCAACGAUAUCUGGUGAAACUGAAGUCACAAGAGGAAACGAGCAAAUCAUUACCCUCAAUGGAUCCGACUCAUAUGAUCCUCAUGUUGGCCAUGGAUCUCUAGACUCACUAACAUUUUUCUGGCUUUGUAAGAGAUCAGAUGAGGAAUUCCCAACUAGGAAUCCUAAUGACAUUCAAAUUGUGCCCAUUCUUUCUAACCAAUCUGGUAAGUCACUAGGAGGCUGUUUUGGCACAGGAAUUGGGAGACUGGCCAUCACAGAACCUGUUAUUACUUUAAAUGCUUCCACGAUGGAGAAUACAAGUGCAUCAUACAUUUUUAAACUUAUUGUUAUGAAAGAUGCCAGAUUGUCGAGCGACUCAAAAACAAUCCAUGUGGUCGAAGGAAGUCCUCCUGCAGUGUCAUUUGUUUUCGUAAUGGGCGAUCGAUUAAACGUCAAUCCGUCAGCACCCCUGACCAUCUCAGCCGAUUACCUGAGCUAUUCUUGUGUUGAUCGAGCGCAGUUUGAGUGGUUCCUCUACCAAGAAGACGAAAACUUGACUUGGAUUCAAAUUUAUCACACCCCUGAGAGGUCCCAGGUGUUCUCAGUUGAUCCAGAGAUGCUAAAAAACGAUACGAAAUAUCGAUUGGAAUUAACUUUGAAACUCAAAGAUGAAGCCCCCUCUAAAACCGCACAAGUUUUCAGGACUGCUGUCCUCCCACAGAAAGGUUCAUGCGUUAUAACCCCAGAGACUGGUGAAGCCGUUUAUACCGUAUUUCAGCUGCAAUGCUUUGAUUGGUUCGUUCUUGAUGAAGUAUUAACUUAUGAGGUGCAAGUUAUCGGAGAAGAAAACAUUCACCUUACUUUGUACUAUGGCCUCAACGCGAGUCAACAUUUCGUUUUACCGCAAGGAAAUUCCUCGCGUGGAUAUGUAUCCAAGAUCAAGGUAUUCGUGUCAAGAAGCAAUGGUGCUACGUCUGAGGUGGAUAUCACAGUAAAGGUAACUCCACCCCAACUACGAGUGCAACAAGACUUUUUUGAACUUCUUGAAAAAUCGUCAGCUUUUUUCGAGGAUUUCAUUUUCGAAGAAGGAACACAGAAGGCUUGGCAGCUGAUGACAGCCAUGCUUUUAACUUUAGAGAAACAAGAAUUUGAAACAAGAAAUUUCUCCAGCUCAGCGACACCCAGUCAACUGAAAAGUGCCUUGAGAGACAUUGCCCUAAAGAGAUUCCAGCUUACAGAGGUUGAUUUAUCAAGUGCGGUGUUUUUGUCCGCCUUUGUAGCCUCCGCCGGAAAGAAAGUGACUGAGUUAUCCCUUCUCUCUAAGGAUCUGCUUCCCAACACACUAGAGAGUAUUGCUGCUCUGUUGCUUUCCAAAGCUAAAGAGAAGAAUGCAGAUGAUGAAAGAAUUAUCUCUCAAGGGAUAUACAACUUGUUCUUUGGAACAGUGGAGCUAAUGAUGGUAUCAGCAGAGGCGGCUGCUAUUGGAAAAGAGGGCAAAACCUUAUCAUCCGAACAGUUGAAGGCUAAAGAUAACGUUUUAAAGUCUAUGGACAUAACAAGAACAUUGCUUACAACUGUGGCGGUGAGAUCAGCAGUUUCUCAGUCCCCAAAGACGUUACGAGUGCCGGGCAUGAGUAUCUUAGUUGGCCGGGAGUCAUCAUGUGGACUUCAAGAAAGAAGUUUGAACUUGACCGAAAAAGACAGCUUUCGUCUUCCUCGAAAUAUGAAUCGCGCUUUUGCAAAUGAAAGUGUGGAGUGGGCUGAGUAUCAGAUGAUAAAAACAAGUUUCAAUCCAUACCGCUGGCACGAAAGCUAUCAUAAAGUCAUGUCAGAAGUUCUUAGUCUCGAGUUUACCAACGAUAAGGGUGUAUUACCUGUUGGUGGAGAAGACGUUGACAUUGACAUUAAAAUACCACUAAAUCCUCCUGGAAACAGCUCAUAUGAUAAUAACUACUUUGUCAGACCACAAAAUAUGAGAUACCACAUCGUUGAACUUGAAGAAAAUUCCGAUUCCAUCAUUCUUGAAGUUCAACCUGUCAAUGAGAGUCUUUCAAUGACAGUGUUUGUUAAACUCGGGGAGCGCCCAACCGUUAACAAUUACAGCCAUAUGUCCAACGUACCGGACUUUUCGUCGUGCAGUUGGGACAGAGUUAGUGGCAAUUGGUUGUCAAGAUGCUUAAGAAGUCCAUACCAGGUCAUGUCCACUGGACAUUUUAAACAAACUGGUUUGUAUUACGUCGGGGUUCUGUACGUUGAACGUAGUCACGACCAGUUAAAUCACACUCGAACAAGACGAUCAUGCAACGGAAAAAGGAGACAGAGAAGGGACUGCGUUGAGCCAAAGCCACCUCCAGUGAAAGGAAUAGAGUACAAUAAAACUUUGAUUUAUAAUCCUUUUACCGAUGAGAACUAUACUAUAAAAGUUCGGAAAUAUAGUUGUUACUAUUUUGCUUUAACCCAAGGCAAGUGGAGUAAAGAUGGCUGUAAGGUUGGAGAUGAAACAAAUGAUCAUCUACUUCAUUGUAGAUGUAAUCAUCUCACAGGCUUUGGAGGUGGUUUCGUCUUUGCACCAAAUCCUAUCGACUUCAACAAAGUUUUGAACGAGUUUACUAGACUCGAGGAAACAGAAAAUUACGUGGUUCUUGCAACUGUCUCUUCUAUUUUUGGCGUCUUCGUUUUGAUGAUUAUAUGGGCAAGGAGAGCUGAUGUGAAAGACGAAAGAAAGCUGGGACCAACUGUUCAUGUGAAACCGAAUGAAAAUGGCACGUAUAUGUACGAGUUCACCGUAGUUACGGGAGUUUGGCGAAAUGCUGGGACUACUUCCAAUGUGUUCGUUAAAAUCUACGGCACUGAAGGCAUUCUAGAGUCUGUGAAUUUGACCGCGAAUUCACCGCCAGGAAGAAAAAUGUUUGCAAGAGGCAACAUCGAAAAGUUUGUCUUCCAUCUUGAAAAUUCACUCGGAGUUGUAGUUAAGAUAGAAUUGUGGCACGACAACUCUGGAAAGAACUCCUCCUGGUUUCUAGAUCAAGCUCACCUUGUCGAUAUAAAUAAUGAUCAGAGAUGGGACUUCUUCCACCACAGUUGGCUUUGUUUGCACAAGGGAAGUGGAUCUUUAAAAGCAACAAUAAAGUCCGCUGAUCCAGGCAACGAGACUCGCAGUUUUAAAACACUGUUUUAUUCUGUUUCUUCAGUCGACCUUGCAGAACAUCAUUUAUGGGCCUCUGUGAUAACCAGACCACUACGCAAUCAAUUCUCCCGCGUCCAAAGAGCCUCUUGCUGCCUUGGUUUACUAUGUCUGGCAAUGGUUUGUAACGCCAUGUUUUAUCAAGUGAAUAGAGUUCCCGAUGAGUCAAUUCAGAUCGGUCCUUUACAGAUGUCAUUACGCCGGCUGAUUAUUGGUAUUAAGAGUUCAUUGAUUAUUGCCCCACUAAGCCUAAUAAUAACUGGAGCCUUUCGAUACCGAAAGAUAAAAAGACAAAAACAGAGACUCAUUGGCGAUAUAGAAGAGAGCUUUAACGUAGAGCGUACUGCUGCAACGAGAUCAAGAUGGUGUAGUCUCCCUUAUUCAUUUUUAUACAUCGCUUGGUUUCUUUGUUUAUCGGUGAUAUUUGUAUCCGCGACCAUAACAGUAUUUUACAGCCUUCAAUGGGGCAAACAAACUUCCAACAUGUGGCUGGCUUCCGUAGUUGCCUCCUGUGUCCAGGACAUCUUUUUUUGGCAACCCGCGAAGGUUCUCACCUUUACAGUCUUAUUGAUUCUAAUUUUCAAGAGACCAAAACUAAACACCAAGAAAGGUGAUAGAUAUAAAUCGUCUUUCACCGAGGAGAUGAAAGAGCUACGCGCCUAUGAAUUAAGAAAGGAAAAGUUCUUCGGACUUGCUCGUCAGUUUGUCGCAUUUAUGGUUUUCUAUCUUUUGUUGAUGAUUGUCGCCUAUGGAGACAAGGAUCACCACAGAUAUCUAAUGACCAAAGGCACUCGGGAUGGAUUCACCUUUUUUUACAAGGUCAACACAGGAGAAAAGAUGUGGACUUACAUGCAAGGUAAAUUUGUCAAUGACGCGUAUGCCGGUGAGUGGUACAAUGGUCAGGUUGAGCAAACGCCAGAAUACAUUGGUAAUAAAGUUUCCAUGCUUAUUGGAAUGCCUCGACUCCGGCAGCUUCGAAUAAAGGAAGAUUCUUGCCAAGCCGCCGAGGAGGUUGAGACGAUUAUUGACAAGUGCUACGAUUUCUACUCGACCCUAGAAGAAGAUACAACUCGUCUAUAUCUUCCCCACUGGAUUUAUUUAUCAGAUUCACAGAUUAAAUGGAAAAAUCUAUCACAACUUUGUCCCAGACCGUGGCGAUAUUCAACUGCAGAGGAGCUCAAUAACUUUCCAUCCUGGGCCCAGCAUCACAUAUAUGGCGGUGGGGGAUACGUUCUUGAUUUAGGAUACGACAAACCGACUGCUAUCCGCAUGAUGGAAGGCGUCAAAGACAAGGAUUGGAUUGACAGGAGAACAAGGGCAAUUCUUCUCGAAUUUCAAGUCUUGAACUUAAAUACUGACUUAAUGAGCAUUAUUACUUAUUAUUAUGAGGUUCUACCUUUCGGAUUUGGACUUACUUAUGAAAAAAUUGACACCAUAAAAAUGUUCAAUUUUCAGUCUACGUCCAAUAGCUUUUAUCUAAUGUGUCAAUUGUUGUUUAUGCUGGCAGUGUUAGUGUAUAUCUCUAUUCUUUUAAUCCGACUAUGUCGCGAGGGAUGUGCAUUUUUCAAAAAAAUGUGGAACUGGAUAGACAUCGCUCAAAUUAUGAAUGCCUCGCUAGCAAUUGUGUUUUAUGUCCUAAAGGCAAAGUUUAUGCAUGAUAGUAUAAAAGAAUUGCGAAGGAAUCCUUUUCUCACGGUGAGCUUCCAGUUUGCCAUUUUUUGGACUGACAUGGAAAAUGUUGCCCUAGCAUUUGCUUUGUUUAUUGCCACAUUCAAAAUUCUCCAUUUUAUUCGCCUUAGUCCGCAUGUACAAAUACUGGCUUGGACAGUAAUUACUGCGAAAAACGACAUUUUAUCAUUCAGCUUUCUCUUUGGAAUACUGUUUAUUGCACAUGGCCAGUUUGCUUUCCUGGUUUUUGGUGAUUCAGUGUUUUCAUUUUCAUCAUUCAUUCGUUCAUUUGCCUCAGAGUUUGAGUUAGCACUGGGUAACACUACUCAUGUUGCUGAACUUGACGAUGUCAAUAGAGUGCUAGGUAACCUUUUUACCGCUAGUUUUAUGAUCGCCCUUGCAGUUCUUCUGAUAAACAUAUUUGUGUCUAUUUUAGAUUUUAACCUACACAAUGUAAAGGAGGAUGAAGAGAGGCUGCAAGAGGCAUUUGGUAUGGGGGAGUUUAUUAAGUCGUUGUUCGGCAAUGAUGAUAACAAGCAAAGCGGUAAAUAAUAAGUACCGUUUUGGUGAUAGAAUUCUUUCGAUUUAGCUCGCUUUUCAAUCAUGCAUGUUACAAAAGAAUAGAGGAAACCGUUUGCAGCAAACCUUAGAUGUUACAAAAAGAGCUAAACUUACCCUUCAAGUGACGCACAACAACAAAAGAAACAGCUAUGCAAAAUGAAUCACAGACACAAUACGGGGUAGUGU